Dendronephthya gigantea is the source of this 2324-nucleotide messenger RNA. RefSeq names its product pregnancy zone protein-like. Bases 1 to 2265 code for a protein of 754 amino acids. Gene Ontology annotation, molecular function: calcium ion binding. The record is from RefSeq and is a predicted model, not a curated record. Lineage: Eukaryota; Metazoa; Cnidaria; Anthozoa; Malacalcyonacea; Nephtheidae. Gene Ontology annotation, cellular component: extracellular region. The transcript has 15 exons.
AUGAUUUCUCCUUUACCAGAAGAAUAUGCUGAAACGAUUGACUUACCGCUACCAACCAGCAUCAUUUCAGGAUCUGUGCUACCAAAAAUAUCGCUUAUUGGUGAUAUAAUGGGACCUGCUCUUACAAACCUUGAUGGACUGUUAGCAAUGCCGUAUGGUUGCGGAGAACAGAACAUGGCUAAAUUUGCUCCCAAUAUUUACAUCAUGGAUUAUCUCACGAACACAAAUCAAAUUACAAAAAAAAUAAAAGACGAUGCAGUUUAUUAUAUAUCCUCUGGCGUUACGGUAAAACCAAUUUUCCCUACACCUCAUCAUUUUUAUCAACAUAUUUCUACUGACAACGCUAUUCUUUUCCCCGGAGGUUAUCAAAGACAGUUAAAGUACAAAAGAAAAAGUGGUUCGUACAGUGCCUUUGGAGACUCCGACAAUAAAGGAAGCAUGAUGUUAACAGCUUUUGUUGUUCGCUCAUUUGCGAGAGCCCAGAGAUAUGUAUUUGUUGACAAAGAUCAAAUCAAACAUAGCAUCGAGUGGUUUCGAAGAAAGCAAUCACGUUCAGGUUGUUUUCCAGAGUAUGGUCAAGUGUUUGAUAGAUCGCUUCAAGGUGGAUUGAACAGCGAACUUACUAUCACGGCCUACGUCGCCAUAGCUUUACUGGAGGCAGGUUUUGAUGAGAAGACAUCUAUGGUUUCCAGAGCUCUUAAUUGUAUAUCACGAAAUCUGGAUACAAUUCAAGAUUCCUACACCACUUCAUUAGUAUCGUACCUGAUGGUGCUGGCAGAUCAUCCGAAAGCAGCAAUAAUGAUAAGUCGUUUGAAAACCAGGGCGAUAAGAGAGGAAGACGAACAACUUUACUGGUCAUCAGGCAACGUAAAUCAAGCACGGUUUGAUUAUUACCACCAAACAUAUGCCGCUGAUGUAGAAAUGACAAGCUAUGCUUUAUUGGCCUACAUCAAGCGCAAUGAGCCUCAUAACAAAUUAAAAAAGAUUGUGAAAUGGUUAUCGAAACAACGAAAUUACUACGGAGGCUUUUCUUCCACACAAGACACCUGUGUAGCGUUACAAGCUCUUUCUGAAGUCGCUGCAAGAUUUUAUUCCAAGAGUGAUCUUUCGAUCUUGAAUGUAUCUGCGAAUAUAAAAGAUGGUUUUAACCAUAAUUUCUCGGUUACUGACAACAACAAAUUGAUACUACAACGCGUAGAGAUUCCAAGUAAUUUCUUGCCAAAUACUUUGGGUAUAAAUGCAUCUGGUUCAGGAUGUGCUUUAUUACAGGUUUCUGUGAAAUACAAUAUUCCCGUCUUUGAAUUGCCGCCAGCCUUCAAUGUGAACGUUUCCGUACUUCCACGCGGAGCAAAAGACGAGGAAGAAGAAACUCCUUCAUGUCAACCUUUGCAGUUAAGACUACAAGCAAGAUGGCUCAAAAACGAUGUUUCAAAUAUGGCUAUAGUUGAUGUUAAGCUCGUGUCGGGAUUCACCGUGAACGAAAAAUCUCUAGAACUGAAGUUAAAGGGAAACAAAAAGUGCACGGCCAGCCAGGCAAAUAGGGCAAUCUUAAAACGAUUUGAAACAGAAGGACAACACGUUAUUCUGUAUUUCGAUGAGAUAAAAGAGUUGGAUUUCUCGCUGGAUAUUACGCAGAGUACAUUAGUAAAGAACGCCCAGCCAGGUGUUGUCAGUGUCUACGAUUACGAACCAGAAAGUCAAGGGAAAGUGAUGUACAACAUCACUGAAGAUGAUUGCCGUAGUGAAGAAAGAGGAUGCUCACUGACACCGUGCGGUUCUAACGGUUACUGCACAAACACAAACGGUUCUUACUUCUGCCAGUGUGCAUCAGGUUUCACAUCAUCGGACAGUGGACAGCCUUGUACAGCUACUAAAUGCCCUGCGGGUUGGGAGGCAUUCGAUGGGCUCUGCUUUUAUAUCAGCAAUGGCUUUGCGACAUCAUGGAACAGUGCGAAAGACGACUGUCGUCGGCGUGGCGGCCAUUUGGCAGUUCCAACCAACACGAAAAUAAAUAAUUAUCUCUAUCAGGUUAUUAAGCGACAUAACCUCAUCGCAGCGUGGAUUGGCGUGUACCGAAAAUCGGGAAGAGUGUUUUACACAGUGGGUGAUGAGGAGAUCUCGUAUAAAAACUGGAAUAGAUGGGAACCAAACAACGCUGGCGGGCGGGAAAACUGCGUCGAAAUAUUAAACAGAGCAACAGGGAAAUGGAAUGAUCGGCCAUGUCACUUGAGCGAUCGUCAUUACCUUUGUCAGCGGUGUCUGUGAAUAUACGAAAGCAGCUGCGAUGGAAAGAAUAUUUUUUUCCAAUAAAAAGAAAUACGGCA